CUUUUGGCCGGUGCCUGAAAUGAGUGCUUCACCAAGGGUUUGUAAAGUCGUCCUUCACAGACUCCUAGUCCCCGUCAUCAGCCACAGACGCGUUAAUGUCAAAGUUGUAACCGUAAAAAGGAAUUUUUGUAAUGAAACCUUUAAACGCGAACAAUAUGAUAAAGACGUGUCGAAGACAUUCGGAGAGAACAUGCACAACAGGGCACGUUAUGUCAUCUUUUUUCAAUACAUUGGAACACAAUAUAGCGGUGCAGUGAAAGUGCCUUCAUGUCAGCUGGUUAGGAAAGGGGUCCAGGACCACUUGGAGGAUGCAAUAAGGAAGCUGAAGCCGCUCAACCAGGUUUCUAUGACAGUCUCCAGCAGGACAGACAGAGGUGUCCACGCCCUCUCUAACUCCGCUCACUUUGACCUCCAACGCCAGAACAAUAAACCGCCAUUUUCUGAAGACAUUCUGGUAGAGGCUCUGAACUUCCACCUCAGAGCAGAGCAGAUCGGGAUCACCCGUGCCCAACGUGUGCCUGAGAAUUUCCAUGCCCGUUACUGUGCCCAGUCUCGGACCUACGUCUACCGGAUCGCCCUGGGAAUCUCCCAUCACUCUCUGAUUCCCCUCACAGACCAACAUCUCUGCUGGAGCAUCCCCAACACGGAGCUGGAUGUGGGAGCCAUGCGCGAGGCUGCCGCCCUGCUGGUCGGGACUCAUGACUUCAGCAGCUUCAAGGCAGCCAACAGUGACGAUCCUUCUAAAAGCCUUGUGAAGACGCUGGAUGUGGUCAGCAUUCAGCCAGGAAGCUCCUUCGCACGUGCACAUUUCCACAGAGAGAUGGCGUUCUUGGAGCUGACUUUUACAUCCAGAUCUUUCCUCUAUAAGCAGGUGCGGAGGAUGACAGGGGCCCUGGUGGCUGUAGGUCGGGGGAAGCGCUCAGUGCUCCAGCUGCACGAGUUAUUGUUGGCGAGGGACUCUCUCGCCUUCCCAAACUUCAUGCUCGCUCCAGCCGAUGGCCUCUUCCUCACCAAGGUGGCCUACAGAGAGACGGAUCUGCAACUUUCACAACAGACAUCAGAGGAGCGAUUUAUCUCCAGUGGAAACUCGGAGGAAUAAUUCUACUUCAUUCAGUCAUGUUGACUAAUUAUUUCCGUACUACUUACUAUAUGCAAUGGUUGUAUUAAAGUUUUGAAUGUAUCUGUAUAUUGUUUUCUUUACUUAAAACAGAACCUGGCAGCUUCACUUUGAGUCAAUGACCCCAGUAGGUGU
Messenger RNA from Cottoperca gobio, 1252 nucleotides. RefSeq names its product pseudouridine synthase like 1 (gene pusl1). The record is from RefSeq and is a predicted model, not a curated record. Gene Ontology annotation, biological process: tRNA pseudouridine synthesis. Bases 20 to 1099 code for a protein of 359 amino acids. The transcript is spliced from 8 exons. Gene Ontology annotation, molecular function: RNA binding; pseudouridine synthase activity. NCBI's taxonomy places the organism in Eukaryota, Metazoa, Chordata, Actinopteri, Perciformes, Bovichtidae.